AUGUCUAAUGAGCCUAGUAGCUUAUAUGGCGCCGGAAUAACGCACCUGAGGCAGAUACUCCAAAAUGAGGUCCAAACGCCAGCACCGCACCUCUGUGCCAGACAUGUGUCCACGUUCCAUAUAUACAGUACCAUAGCUCAGUUAGCAGCUAUCUAUCCCGACAAUGCUAUCAUUCAGGAAGCGCUUGACAUCUUCAAAACAUUGCUUGACAGCGAGGAGGGAGACUUUUUGAAAGAUAAGGCUUUUGCGGACGCCCUCUCCGGCUUUAUAAGUACAAUAUCCGCCACUGCUUUGCCCGUCGAAACGGAGAGUGCAGCGGUCGAAGUCUUGUUUGCAAUCACGGCUAAGUUGCGCCUCCAAUCAGAACUGCUCUUGACCUGGUUCAGGCCAAACAAAAAGGGUUGGGCUUUCCAGUCAGAAAAUCAACAAGCACGGAAGGGCAAGGAAGAAUUUCCCCUGUUCUAUAUGAUAUUAGACUAUGUCUAUCACGAUGGACGGACUGGAGACUUUGCACGAACAGGGCUGUUGUACCUCAUAGAAGCAGCAAGCCAGUCCACGGCACUGGAGCAAUGGGUUAUCGAGAGCGACCUUGCAACUCUGAUGGCCAGUGGCUUGGGAGCCUUGUACAGUCAACUCACUAGAUAUCCUUCCUUGAUUGAGUCUUCGGAUCGAGAUGGCGGAUCUUCUGUAGCAGUCCUGACAUAUCUGAAAUGUAUUAUCGAGUCGAUCGAUCAUCCAGAGCUUGCUGACAUGAUCCUUACUUAUCUGCUCGCUAUACCAGACGCAAGAAGAGAAGAGAAGCCUGUGACUAGACCGACGGCGCUCGCAAGACGCCGUAGAUCCCAGAGUCUUGUUGCCAGUCUCUCGCAGGGCCAAGAGAAGCCCUUACCUGAUCUCUUCAAUCUUGAUGAUUUAGUCCUCGGUAGUCUCCGAUCUAGUAAUCAACAGACGGUUGUUGCGACACUUCGGCUCAUUACUACAAUGCUUCGAUCUCACCAUCAGUCCGACGUUUCACUUAUCAAGACAGGCGGUCGUGCUCCACCUCAUCCGCUACGAGCCUUUGCUACACAUGAAAUGAAUAUAAGUUCGCUGUAUCGCAUCGUUGAGGAUCUUAUGGAAUGGCCUGAUCUUGGCAUUGCAUACGAAAUACAUCUAGAAGAUGCGCAGAACACCCUCGAAGCCCAUCCCUGCUCCCUUCGUUUGCUUGAUUUGUCGAAUGCAGGUCACAGAGCGCAUGGUCCUGUAGUUCCCAAGGCCAAAGUCGUGAACAAGGGUUCGAAACCCUUCAAUGAUCCUAUCCUUGGUAGUCUACUGGCGCUUUUGGAUGACUUUUUCCUCAACGAGAUUGACACUAAUAUCAGUCUUACGAAUGUCUUCUCGACGAUAGCUUGCUGUCCUGAAAGAAGUUUAGACGAGUGGCUUCUGAAUAAAUAUGCAAAGCCGUCUAGCAGCGAAGGUCACAGUCAGGCCGCGGUAAGCUCCGGAAUUGGAGAAACGGCAGAGAGCGAUGCGAAAGACGUAAAUGGAGAAGACGGCCGUAAAGUGUCAGAUAACCCUGACAGAAGUCUUGAUCGAACGGAAACAACCCCUGUCUUUUCAUCGCUCGAUUCUUUAGUUAAGCAAGUCGAAGCUUUUAGGAAAGACGUUGAGAAUUUCGACCUGUAUCUUGCAGAGCGACGACACGUUUUCCAAGUUGGCGAUGAAGUUGAGAAAUUCGUCCAGGAGGACCUCGUCAGAGCACGGACCUCAGAAGACCGCAACCCAGGCAGCCACUCUCAGUUGAAAAACGGCAUCCAUAUUGGGUCCAUCUCGGAGCGGCUUAUGUCGGAAACAUCAACCAAUUCUAGCUCAGGCGCCAAUUCACCAAGAGGUCGACAGCAGCAAUCAACUUCAACAUCUGCAUUAUCUGGAAAGCUCAGUCAUCUAAGAAUAUCCCCUUUGAGGAGUCGUUCAAAUACAGGAAGAAGAAACAUUUCGCCGUCGCCGCUACGUCAAGAAGUCUCCGCCUCCAACGUAGUUCAACAGUCAGAUUCGUCGAUCGAACUCGCAGAUAGGCUAAAUCAGAAAUUAAGAAUCAGGUCUAAAAGAGAGAGUGAUCAGAAUAUUUCGGAGGCUCGAAGCGAUACGAGUAGCAUAAGGAGCGAGCCCGCCACGAUUGAAUUGCCAACUGAGCAUUUUCGAGAUGUCAGUCUGAGUCAUAUCUUGACGAAUGUGAUUAUAUUGCAGGAAUUUGUGUUGGAACUAGUUGCCAUCAUACAAGUUCGGGCAAGCUUGUUUGGAGAGGUCAAAUUUGAUUGA
This is a messenger RNA of Bacidia gigantensis, 2298 nucleotides long. RefSeq lists its product as uncharacterized. The coding region runs from base 1 to 2298 and encodes 765 amino acids. Lineage: Eukaryota; Fungi; Ascomycota; Lecanoromycetes; Lecanorales; Ramalinaceae. The transcript is spliced from 3 exons. The record is from RefSeq and is a predicted model, not a curated record.